Molecule: messenger RNA, 2176 nt
Organism: Nothobranchius furzeri (turquoise killifish)
Lineage: Eukaryota; Metazoa; Chordata; Actinopteri; Cyprinodontiformes; Nothobranchiidae
Gene: spock2
Product: SPARC (osteonectin), cwcv and kazal like domains proteoglycan 2
Biological process (GO): anatomical structure development
Molecular function (GO): protein binding; collagen binding; calcium ion binding
Source: RefSeq, a predicted model, not a curated record
UAAGUGUCCCACACCAGCGUCAGUGAGGCUCGCGCUCCACACCUCUCCCUCCCGGCUGAAGGAGCAUCCUAUAGGCUAAUCAGGUGGUGGUUUCUAGCCAGCCUCAGCAUCCGCCGCCCCUCAGUGGAACGCGCCCAUACGAGUGGCAGUACGCGCUGAGGUGUUUUUCUUUUCUUUCCUGCCCGCUACCAUGACAGAAAUGUCGGAUAUCGCGUGCCUUCUCGUCCCGCUGCUGAUGCUCACGGGGUCCACCAUCCAGGCGGACGUGAAGAGCGUCAAAGAGGCAGAAAAAACGGGGAAUUUCAUGGAAGACGAGCAGUGGCUGUCCACCAUUUCACAGUACAGCCGCAAGAUCAAGCACUGGAAUCGCUUCAGAGACGAUGACGACGUGCGUACCUGGGACGAAAACCAAGGCUCUAAUGACAACGUAGACACCACCAAGGACCCCUGUCAGAAGGUUAAGUGCAGCCGACACAAGGUGUGCAUCGCCCAGGGCUACCAGAGAGCUGUGUGCGUCAAUCGCAAGAAGCUUGAACACAGACUGAAGCAGCCCACUCUCCGGUCUCCCGAUGGGAACUGUCAACCCUGUCCCAUCUCCUCCACCGGGCCUGUGUGCGGAUCAGACGGACACAACUAUGCCUCCAAGUGCAAGCUGGAGCAGCAGGCGUGUCUUACAGGGAAGGAUCUCACUCUGAAGUGUUCAGGUCUGUGUCCUUGUCCAACUGCAGCUCCAGAAACCAAGGAGGCUAAACGUGAGAGCUGUACCGGACAGGAUCUGUCCGAUCUCGGCGAGCGUCUGAGGGACUGGUUCCAGCUUCUGCAGAGCAAUGCCAAGCAGAACAACAACAGCAAACCUGGAGCCAGAGCUACUGCAGCCAGUUCCACAUCAGUGCUGGACAGAAGCCUGGUCGCCAGCUGUAAGGACUCCAUUGGCUGGAUGUUUUCCAAGCUAGACACCAACAAUGACCUGUACCUGGAUCAAAAUGAGCUGGCUGCCAUCAACCUGGACAAGUAUGAGGUCUGCAUUCGACCAUUUUUCAACUCCUGUGACUCCUACAGGGACGGCUGGGUGUCCACUGCUGAAUGGUGUCUUUGCUUCUGGAGAGAGAAACCUCCCUGCCUGGCUGAAAUAGAGAGAAUUCAAGUACUGGAUGGUGGCAAAAGAAAGUUUGGUCGAUUCAUCCCCAGCUGCAACGAAGACGGCUACUACAGGAAGCAGCAGUGCGACCAGGGCAAGUGCUGGUGCGUUGACAAAAACGGAGGAGAAGUAGCUGGAUCUAGGACUCGUGGGAAGCCAGAUUGUGAUUCUGAAAUGACAUAUUCAGGAGAUUUUGGCAGUGGGGUCGAGUGGGAGGAUGAGGAGGAGAAAGAAGGUGAGGAGACUGCAGAGGAGGCUGAGGAAGAAGAGGGGGAGGUGGGAGAAGUGGAUGAUGGGGGUUAUAUCUGGUAAGGGGCCAAAUCCAACCUCUCUACAGGAGCCUCUCAAUGGUCCCAAACACACACACACACAAUGCAGGGGGUGGAUGUGAUGACAACUUUCACACAACUUCGACUCAGAAAAACACGAGGGAGAAUUGGGAAUAGUUUGGGAAGAAGGGAAUAUUUAUUAUUACAGGAUGUUCUUAAUUUGGGCGCGGGAAAGGGGAGGUGUUCUGGAGUUUUGUCCUUUCUACUUGUGAAUCUGUUCACUUUUGUUGUAUGUCGUUUCAACUAUCUCUGAGCUGUUUUUUAGCUGAUGCAUAAUGGAGAAUAAGAGCUGCUGUUGCUUGUAUAAAAAAGCUGGUUUGGGUGCAUUCCAGUCAUCUCGAUUGGUAUCUUUCACGUGUCAGGAACCAGUUUUGGUUUUAAACUGAAAAUUGCAGCAUUAGACUAUAAAGAAGCACCUGUUGACUUUAUUGUCUCUGUGUCAUUGGCUUUGACCCAUAUGUGACAGUAGUGCUCUGUCUCAUUCAUGACUUAUAAAGAAGCUUCUCCCACGUCACUCCUUAGCUUGUAAAUAAUGUGUGUCAGAAGACAGAAUGUCACCUACUAGUCAAUGCCUUGAAAGACUGGCAGAUUAUACUGCUUAGCUAACAAGUGUACAUCGUAUCAUAACGUGGAUCAGUUACUGUGUUUAAUAAAAAAAUAUAAUGAAAUAAACGUAUCUAUGUGGCUCGGCUGGCCACAGUUCAUCUGA